Molecule: messenger RNA, 5822 nt
Organism: Osmerus eperlanus (European smelt)
Lineage: Eukaryota; Metazoa; Chordata; Actinopteri; Osmeriformes; Osmeridae
Gene: secisbp2l
Product: SECIS binding protein 2-like
Exons: 18
Coding region: 212-3520 (1102 amino acids)
Biological process (GO): selenocysteine incorporation
Cellular component (GO): ribonucleoprotein complex
Molecular function (GO): ribonucleoprotein complex binding; selenocysteine insertion sequence binding; mRNA 3'-UTR binding
Source: RefSeq, a predicted model, not a curated record
UGACUCCCCUUUCUACGUUGACAGCAGUACGCGUCAGGCAGCUGCAACCACAAGCGUAGCUUCAACAGCAACAGUUUGGACUUGGGUGCAAUACAACCUAGGUGUGUAUGAUACAAAUGGCUUAAGACUUACAAUGAAGAAAAUUAAAUCACCCACAUCCUGACGUCCACAUCGUGGUCAAUGAGGGUCUGUCGUGGUAUCAGUGACUGACAUGGACGCUAGUGACAACAAGGAUGUGAAGCUUUCAGCCGAGGUGGAACCGUUCAUCCCACAGAAGAAAGGUCUGGAAGGAACACUGAUCAGCAUGAGCCUGUCUGGAGAGACGGGAGGACAAGGAGGCGGGGCGGGAGGAGGUGGAGGGGGGGGAGAGCCUACCCCCAUUCCCAGCUACCUCAUCACCUGUUACCCCUUUGUCCAGGAGAACCAGCCCAACAGGUACAGGCAGCACCCUAUGUAUAAUGGAGGAGAACUGCGCUGGCAGCAGCCCAACCACAGCCCUGGUGGCCCGUACCUAGCCUACCCCAUCCUGUCCUCCCCGCAGCCCCCCGUCUCCAACGACUACACCUACUACCAGAUCAUGCCCGCUCCCUGCCCCCCUAUGAUGGGCUUCUACCAGCCCUUCCCCGGAGCGUACUCUGGCCCCAUUCAGGCUGGGGGGCUGAGUCCUGUAUCAGCCGAUGUCGGCGACAGACAGCCCCCUCUGGGACAGGCGUUUGGCCUGGCCAAUCAGAGAGGGAGGGGCAUGAUCCGACCAGCUGCGCUGCCAAAGCAGCAACAGCAGCAGCUGGGGGUGUGCCAGCCCCCCAGGUCCCGCCGCCCGCCCCCCACCAGGAGUGUGGCGGUGCAGAAAGAGGUGUGUGCCUCGGGGCCCGACGGCAGGACCAAGACUGUCCUCCUGGUGGAUGCUGCACAGCAGACCGGUAUGCACACCAGUGCCCCCCCCAACUUCCCCGGCGAGGUGUCGGGGCGGUGUGCGUCCGAGCGAGCCAGCCCGCUGCUCUGGAAGAACCGGCCCCGGAGGAGACGGGCGUCUCACCCGACGGAGAGCUCCAGCGAGCAGGGGGCCAGCGAGGCCGAUAUAGACAGCGACAGCGGCUACUGCAGCCCUAAACACAACCAGGCCGCCGGCGCCACGCAGCGCACGCCCGAGCCAUCCACCGCUGCCACGGGUGUGGAAUCUGGCGUAAUGACGGCAGUGAGCUGUGUGAAUGUGGCCUCCCAGGCUACCCAGAAGCCCUGGGGAGACAGGAACCCAGCCUUCCACAGAGCAGGGAAGACCCCCGAGCAGAGGCACUUCCAACAGGACUUCCAGGGAGGCUACCCCGGUCGCCCCAGCCCGGCCCAGGCAGAGAGGAGGCUGCAGGCGGGAGGCAUCCCUGGGUCUGAGCUCACUCCUGAGCCCCUCUACUUUGAGGAUGAGGAUGAGUUUCCAGAGCUCGUAACAGGAGCGGCAGCACUCCGCAACAGCAAGCCAGAACCUAAACCGGCCCAGUCCCAGGCCAAACUCCCCAAGAACCUGCUGGACAAUCUGCCAGAGAACUCCCCCAUCAACAUCGUCCAGACCCCCAUCCCCAUCACCACCUCCGUCCCAAAGAGGGCCAAGAGCCAGAGGAAGAAGGCUCUGGCUGCUGCCCUGGCAACAGCACAGGAGUACUCUGAGAUCAGCAUGGAGCAGAGAAAACUCCAGGAGGCGCUGACCAAGGCUGCAGGGAAGAAGAGUAAGACUCCAGUCCAGCUGGACCUGGGAGACAUGCUGGCUGCUCUGGAGAAACAACAGCAGGCCUUAAAGGCCAAGCAACUCACCAACACAAAGCCACUGUCCUUUACAGUGGGAACGGCGCCUCCGUUUCACGGCUCGGCCAUCACCAACAUGGCGGCCAUGUUGAAGCAGCCUUACUCCGCCCCCCACAACUCCCUGGACUCCACCGCCCCCCGUCUGAAGAGGGGGAAGGAGAGGGAGGUCCCCAAGGUCAAACGACCCACCGCCCUGAAGAAGAUCAUCCUGAAGGAGCGUGAAGGGAAGAAAGGGAAGAGCUGUGUGGAGCAGGGUUCCUCAGGACAAGAGGAGCAGGGAGACGAGGAGCUGCACUUUACAGACGACCUCUCGCGGGAGCCUGCCUCCCAGGAGGAGAACGGUCUGAGCAUGCCCAGUGAUGCGUCCCUGUCGCCGGCCAGUCAGAACUCUCCUUACAGCAUCACUCCAGUUUCCCAGGGUUCCCCUGCCAGCAGUGGCAUCGGUAGCCCCAUGGCCGCCAACGCCAUCACCAAGAUACACAGCCGUCGCUUCAGAGAGUACUGUAACCAGGUGCUGAACAAGGAGAUCGACGAGAGCGUGACGCUGCUUCUGCAGGAGCUGGUGCGCUUCCAGGAGCGCGUCUACCAGAAGGAGCCCUCCAAGGCCAAGGCCAAGCGCAGGCUGGUCAUGGGGCUGAGGGAGGUCACCAAACACAUGAAGCUGCACAAGAUCAAGUGUGUCCUCAUCUCCCCCAACUGUGAGAAGAUCCAGGCCAAAGGGGGUCUGGACGAAGCUCUGUACAACGUCAUCGCCAUGGCGAGAGAACAGGAGAUCCCGUUUGUGUUCGCCCUGGGCAGGAAGGCUCUGGGGCGCUGCGUCAACAAGCUGGUGCCCGUCAGCGUGGUGGGCAUCUUCAACUACUCUGGAGCAGAGAGUUUGUUUAACCGCCUGGUGUCUCUGACGGAGGAGGCGAGGAAGGCCUAUAAGGACAUGGUGUCCGCUCUGGAGCAGGAGCAGGCAGAGGAGGCCCUGAAGCACGACAAGAAGGUCCCCCAUCACAUGGGCCACUCCCGGAACCCCUCCGCGGCCUCCGCCAUCUCCUUCUGCUCCGUCAUCUCUGAGCCCAUCUCCGAGGUCAACGAGAAGGAGUACGAGACCAACUGGAGAAGCAUGGUGGAGUCGUCCGACGCCCUGGAGCCUGUGGAGACCGAGCCUAGCCGCCCUGCUCCCUCCUCAGGCUCCCACAGAGACGGAGAAGCCCCGUCCUCCUCCACCAACCACCCCACCCAGGGCCCCAGUCUGCCCCCGGGCCCUGCCGCCCUCCAGCCCCGGGCAGGGCCCUCAACCCUGGGCUCAGGGGACAGGGAGGAGGGCCGGGCCGACGACCGCCUGGAGCUGGCCUCCCAGCAGAGCACCGAGACGGGCUCUCUGGAUGGGAGCUGCCGGGACCAGCUCAACUCCUCCAUCACCUCCACCACCUCCACCCUGGUCCCGGGCAUGCUGGAGGAGGCUGAGGAGGAGGAGGACGAGGAGGAAGAUUACACCCCGGAGCCCAUCUCGGUGGAGGUUCCUCCCCUGAGCAGCCGCAUCGAGUCCUGGGUGUCCACCACGCUGGAGAACUUCCAGCUGGGGAAGAGCCUGGACAGCACCGAGGAAGACGACGACGAGGAGGAGGAUGAGGAGGAAGGGCAGAGCGAGGAAGAGGACGAGUUGGAUUCAGCCGACCUGGCGGUGACCGGCCCGGGGAGCAAGGAGCAGAUGGAGGCCAAGAAGAUCACUGGUUGAUGUGACCUCCAACUCUUCUUACUUCCCGACCCUGUUCGUUUCUCUCAUCCCUCUUCUCUUCCCCCUAUCAUUUACCCCCCCCCCCCCCUCACUUGUUAACAUCUGAACCAGCAGCUGUCCUCUGUGUGUGACUCCAGACACCAGGUGUAAUCUCAGGAAUCAGACUGACCCCACACACACAGGCACGCCCAUCACUGGCCACACACACCCACUCUCACACACACACACACACACACACUCAGACACACACUCUCUCUCACACACACACAGCCACCAACCCAUUAAUGAAAACAGACCAAGCAUCCAAGAUUUUGUCUGAACAGAACUUUGGCUCCCUCUGCUGGAAAACCCAUGUAUUAACAGACAAGUGUUCUGCAGCUGUCUAGUCUUGUGAAGGGGGAAGCAGCCAUCCUUUCCAGACGCCCCAGGUUUGCACUUGAACUCUGAGGGAAGGCUUUACUCUGUGUAAGACUGAACAUUUGGAGAGAGGGAGGUGAUCCAGGGAGGUGAUCCGGGGAGGUGAUCCGGGGAGGUGAUCCAGGGAGGUGAUCCAGGGGGAUGAUCCAGGGAGGUGAUCCAGGGAGGUGAUCCAGGGAGGUGAUCCAGGGGGAUGAUCCAGGGAGGUGAUCCAGGGAGGUGAUCCAGGGGGAUGAUCCAGGGAGGUGAUCCAGGGAGGUGAUCCAGGGAGGUGAUCCAGGGAGGGGUUAAGUCCCCCAGUCUGACCAUGAAACCUGGUACUACCACUCAACACACAGAGCCCCCUCCUCUGCUGUUAGCAUCAUCCUCACAGAGAUCAUCAUUUCCUCAUACGUUAUUACACAACAGAGUUUACAGCCGUGUGCGUGUGCGCGCUGGUCAGCAUCAGUCGCGGGCCCAUGGAUGACACCAUCAUCCCUUCAUGUGUUCAUUAGCUUUAUCUGCAUGUCUUGUGUUUCCCCCCCCCCCCCCCCCCCCCAUGGAGUGUGUGUAUUUGUGUGUUUGGGAGGGAGAGGCGUGUGUGUGUGUGUUCCUUGUGUGUCCUUUGCUCACUAUCAGUUUCUGUGCAGUAUGGUUAGUGUACUGGCAGUGAGGCCCAUCCAACCACUCAUAAUCAUUAAUCAUUAUUCCUUGACUCUGGUCCAUUGUAUCCCGUAUCUCCGAAUUAAAGAUAAAGAAUGAGAUUACGUCUUAACAUUAACUGAAACUAGAACAAGUCUUCAUGUAUAUAACAUGUAUAAGUUGUUCUACUGCUCCUGUAAUCUGUAAUAUUGGUUUUGUUGUGUGAACCUGUUUUGGGCUGUGUGCUCCUCUGCGCUAGUCUGGAGUCGCUAGCGGCUUUCUCUGUGUAGCGUAGCCCUCUAGUUAUCGUUUGGUUGUUAUGGUAGCGGUGUGUCGGAUGGUCUCAGUCACGUGUCUGUGUGUCUGUGCGCGUGUGAGUAUUUUGAUCUUUUUUUUUAAUGUUAUUGUUAUUUUCUUGUGGGGUUGGUUCAGCUGGAGUUGUGUUAAGUAGCUGUGGUCAGAGAUGUGCACGGCGGCUGGCUGUGUGAUUCCCAGCUGAGACGGUAUCGUUUAAACCUCCAGUCUUCAUUCAGACCAGCUCUAUACCGCAGGCUCCGCCCCACUCACCAGCCCAAUACCCCGUCUACUGUCCCACCUACUGCCUCACCCACCACCCUGCCCCAGGGUGAGGAGCCAACACAGGAGCAAACCACACAAUAUGCAUAUCAGCAGUAAAUUAAUAAUAAAAUUAAAAAACAUGUAAAUAAAAUUGUACAAAAGACAUGUUGGGACUACAGUGUACUAAAGAGCUAUCACCAUGUUCUUAAAGCCAUUUGAUGAAGGAAAAACUAAAUUGCAUUGUAUGAAUCAAAGUUAAUCAUGGGGGUAUUUUGAAAUCGGAGGAUAGUGUCGUGACGUGGACUCUGUACAACCGCCGUUAGUUGGAUGUUGUGCAAUAAGAAACGAGAGAAGGAGGGAUUCUACAUGAGAUUUCUGAAGGUCUGUCUAGAUUGAGAAAAGGUACGCAGUGUGCAGACUUUUUGUCCAAUUUUUACUUUCAUCCAAGUGUGUUUUUGAGCAGUUAUGGCAAGUGUGUUCUUUGCACUAUGUAAAUACAAUACCAGUAAAGAUCUUGUAACUAAUGUGAAAAAAAAAUGGUUAAAUGAAGUUUAACUUUUUCAGCGUGGUCCUUGUCUUUAUAUAGAUAUUUAAGGAUGGUUCUUUAAAACUGUACAGCACUAGCGAUAUGUAGAGGCUAUUUCUCAUACUAUAACUAUUAACUGACUAUCUGGACUGAUUAUUAAUAUCAUUAAAAUGUUGUUUA